Cotesia glomerata is the source of this 2635-nucleotide messenger RNA. It is a transcript of the gene Bdp1, whose product is annotated as transcription factor TFIIIB component B'' homolog. The coding region runs from base 173 to 2281 and encodes 702 amino acids. Gene Ontology annotation, molecular function: TFIIIC-class transcription factor complex binding. Gene Ontology annotation, cellular component: transcription factor TFIIIB complex. NCBI's taxonomy places the organism in Eukaryota, Metazoa, Arthropoda, Insecta, Hymenoptera, Braconidae. The record is from RefSeq and is a predicted model, not a curated record. Gene Ontology annotation, biological process: RNA polymerase III preinitiation complex assembly. The transcript has 2 exons.
AGCGUGAGGCAACUGUUUAUUUUAUUAUUUCCAUUGUUAUAAAACAUGAUUGAUGGUAAAACACGUGAAAGUCUGGAUCUAGAUAAUGAUAGUUGUAGUUUUAUAUUAUUAAUAGUAAUAAAAAAUAAACAAUAUAAUUUUAUACAUUUAUAGUAAUAUAAAUAUUUUAAUUAUGUUUCGCUCACGUGUGAUUGUGACAGCCAAUAUUCAGAGCCGCAGGCCGCGUAAUGUGGUUAAAGAUCCAGACACAAGCGUUGGGAAUACGUUGGAAAAAGAAGUAAACAAACAACCGGACAGUGUAAGUGAUAAAUUAAUUAAAUCCGAGGAAGCUAUUCCCAAUAAUGACAGUGAUAAAAAAAUAUCUGGUGAAACUGAUAAAGAAUCAGCCGAGAAAAGUGAUACUGUCAAUAAUUUAGAUAAAAAAAUAGAUUCUGAUAUUCCUGUACCUGUUAAUGAAGCUGUGUCGGAUGCUCCUGUUCCUGAAUCAGCUGUUGAGCCUACCAACGGUGCUGUUACUGAUGGCAAUGUCACUACUGACGUUUCUGAUGCAGAAGCCAGCUCCAGUGAGCAGAAAAAAACCAUUUCUUCAACAGCGAAGACAUUAUUACCACGGUCAUGUUUCAUGAGACCCGUACCGAGGCUAGACGCUCGUCCUAGAGUGAGAAGAAACAGCGUUCAAGGAAGCGGCGCCAGUGCCAGUGAAUCUGAAGAUGACAGCCGCAGAAUUAUUUCUGUGCCGAUCACCAAUUCUAACAGAACUGCUCCAGAAAACUCGGACAAUCAGGGUAGCCUCAGUAUUAGUUUUAGUGCUAAUAAUAAUAGUACCAGUGGUCCUAAUAAUAAUAAUAGUAGUAGUAAUGUUAAUUAUAAUAACAAUAAUAACAGUAAUACUGAUAAUGAAUCGUCGACUGCUGGGACCAAGAGUAAUGUCAAGCAGAAAAAAAAGUUUGUUAUUUCAGAGUCCACGAGAAAGCUGGCGGAAAAGAAGAGAAGUUUUCGGUUGGAGCACAAAGAUGGCAAACCAGAUCGCUCUAAAUUGACAAUGUAUGAUUUGAUUCAUUACAAUCCUUCGACCAAUCCGAUGACGCAAAUAGAAACUUCUAAGAAGCCAGUUUUUCGAUCUGGACUAAGUGAGGAAGAAAUAAUGAACGAAGAUGCAGAUGACCCUGAAGAUCCUGAUGAAGGUGGUAUGCCAGCACCGCAGGUUAAAAUCGGGCCUGACGGAGAGCUGAUUCUAGACGAGCAGAGUCUUGUUAUUGAAAGAACAUCAGUAAUUAAACAGCGCGAAGCAUUAGCUCGAACCGAUGCAGUUAUUGACGACAACAUCUACGGCAGCGGGUUCUACAAGCAGCGUGCAAGAAUGAAAGAAUGGCCAAAGUGGGAGACAAUAAAAUUUUACAAAGCUUUGAAUGCUAUUGGGACAGAUUUUUCACUGAUGAAAUCUCUGUUUCCCAAGCGUACACGCAGUGACCUAAAACGCAAGUACAAAAAAGAGGAGAAGGCAAACGGAAGAUUGGUAUCGAAAGCUCUCAAGUCUGGCGUUAACUUUGAUUUUGAUCUGCUUAAAGAAGAGCUGGAGACUUUUGAACAGAUGGAAUCUAACAAAAAGCGCGUGGAAAAAAACGCACCAGCCAAAGAGAAGAAAGCAAAGCGUAGAAUAGCUGUUACUAGUUUAGGUCUCGCCGCGUUGGACCACGAAGAUGAAAAACUCAAGCAGGACCCGAACCAGAUUAAGAAAAAACGAUCCGCUAAACCUCCGAAGCCAGAGAAAGAGCAGCUACCAACCAAGAGAAAGAAGAAAUUAAAACGCUUGAGAUCGGUAUCUGUUCACUCGGACGAAGAUUCUGCAGACGCUGGCAGCGAAAGUGACACUGAAAUCUACAGACCACGUCCAACUCGCUCUGGACGAGUUCCCAGACCUAAAAAAUUCAGGAUCAAUUCUAAGCACAUUCUGGAUAAUAUUCUGGGUGAUAAAACUCCCACAGAAGACGCAGACACGCUUGGUGCUGAUUCAGCGCCUGGGUCUAAAAUUCUUUCGCUGGAACGCGAUGAAAAUUCUACCACCGACAUCGACAACAUGGAACCCGGGUCUCUUGUUAUUGUUUCUAAAGAAUCAGCUGACGAGCCUGGGAAAACAGAGGUCCAAGUUUACAUGGUUAAAUCUACAAACGACGCUCAAAAUAAUUCAGGCUCGAAGCCUGAUUUUGACACUGAUAUGAUUUCGUCGGUGGUUACUAAAAAUCUUAUCGCUUCUCACCGAGAUGAUUUAGAUAUUGACUGAAAAAUAGUCUAUAAGUUUUUAUCGAUACAAUUUUAUUAUUGAUAUGAAAUUUUAUUUUAUAUAAAAUUAGAUUAAGUUUUUAUUUUAUUAUUUAUAUUAAGAAUAAAUAAUUUAUCAAUUUUCUUUGCUAAUUAUUGAUGAAACUGCCGCGUUUAUUGUCCAUAUUGAUAACUGCAACAAAAAAUUUAUUAAUUAUUAAAAUUAGUAAUAGUUAUUGUUUUUUGUAAGUGAUUGUUUAAUUUUUAAUAAAAAACUACCUCGAUCCAUAAAACGAUCAGAUAUGCGUGAUCCAUAAAUCCACCAAGCUCCGUAGAUCAUUAUAAUAAUACAAACAAAUGUACAUAUAAAUAAUUU